ACCGCGAGCCUCCGCUCACUCGCCGCUGGUGCUCUGAACUUUGCCUUCAAGCUUGCAUGGCUGCAUCCGCACCCAGCUCCCGCCAGCGGAUGCUGUAGACCCCGCUUAGCAAGGCCACGCUUCUCCCAAGACCCACACCAAGCCAAGUGCCCGGGUGCCUGGCGAGGAGGUCGCUGGCUGGAAGCAGCCCGUGGAGGGAGGAAGGAGACAGCCAUGGCAGCCAACGGCUCUGCUGGGAUGCAUGAGGCUCUGCUGGACAAUGGCUUUGCUGACUCAGAAGACCUCGUUUCUGACUGGUACAUCUAUGAAACCAUGGACCCGGCCGUGCCACAGGAUGACAUGUUUCCCAGCACAAUCCCAGACUGCGACCCCACCAUUUCUCCCAGACUGUAUCACAUCUGCAUGGCACCCGUCUCCCUGGCUGUGCUCGUGGGCUUGUCCUUGCUGGUGAAACGCAGACGUCUCCACCAAAGCUGCUGGAAUGGUGUCCCAGGACUUCUCAGCCCAGCCAACUUUCUGGAGGAGGAAGGCAACCAAGGGCUGGUGGCCGCGGUGUUCGGCAUCCUGUUCUCCUCCCUGUGCGUGCUGGUCUUGGACAGGGAUCCUCUGCCGCUCAUCACCUACUCCUCUCAGAGCACCCGGGAGUACUGGAAGAUCCUGGCUUUGCUAUACUACCCAGCCUUCUACUAUCCCCUGAUCGCCUGUGCCACCGUCCGGCACAGGGUCAGCUACCUCAUGGGCUGCCUGCUCUCCUGGUGCCACUGCGUGGUCCACAUCUGGCAGAAGGUGGAUUGUCCCCAGUCACCGAAGAUAUACAGGUACUACUCCACACUCUCUUACGUCCCCAUCAUCCUCUGCCUUGUGCUCUUAAGCCUUUGGUAUCCAUCCCUGCUCAUCAGGAGCUUCACCGGGCAGGAGGAGACCUUGGAUAAGGAGGUUACAGGGAGAGGUUAUUAUAAGAAGUACCUAAAGGCUGUCCUGUCCAAACGCCCUCAGAAGGGGAGCUCCUCGAAGAUAGAAGAGAGCCUCCUAUCAAGGGUCCAGACAUAUUUACGCUCCUACAUCUACACUCCUGAGGAAGGUUUCCGGAUCCCGCUAAAGCUCGUCCUGUCCAUAACCACAGCCGUGAUUGCUGUCUACCAGGUUGCCCUGCUGCUCCUGGUAGCUGUUGUCCCCACCAUCCAGAUUGUGCGGGCGGGAAUGACGAAGGACAUCGUCGUGUUGUUGGUCCAGUUUGGCUUAGUGCCCUCGGAGAACCCGGCUGUCCCAGGUGACAUGGAGAAGGAGCUCAACACCGUCAAGUACUACCUGUGGUCACUGGAAGUCUGCUACAUCUGCUCGCUGGUGCUGUGCUGCCUGCUGACCUGCGCCAUGCUCCUGAGGACGCUGGUGAUGCACAGGAACAACCUGAAGGCACUCUACCAAGGGGCUGUGCUGGAUGUUUUCUACAAAGCACAUAUCCUCCGCCCGUCCCGACAAGCCAUCGUCUGCUGGAUGAGCUUUGCCAGCUUCCAGACGGCUUUUGCCUGCCUGGGUCUCCUCAUCCAGCAAGUGAUUUUCUUCAUCUGCUUGGUGGGGCUUACCUUCCUCUUCAUCAUCCCGCUCCAGUCUGGCACAAACACGCACCUCUUCAAAAUCAUUCAGAACAUGUGGCCCUUCUGGUUGACCCUGGUUGUUGCCGUCAUUGUGCAAAAUUUGGCAGCUCACUACCAAUUCCUGGAGCAGCAUCCCCUCCGGAAGGAGCUCACCAACAGGCGAGCUCUCUACAUAGUCACCUACCUGCUCUUCCCCAUCAACAUCCUGGUGGGCGUUUUGGCUGGGGUGUGGAGGAUGGUCAUUUCUGGCCUUUAUAAUGCCAUCCACUUCUGCCAGCUGGACAUCAGCCUGCUGAACCGUGGCGUGGAGACCUUCGACCCAGGCUACCACACUUACUGCCACUAUCUGAAAAUCGAGGUCAGCCAGUCCCACCCGGUGAUGAAAGCUUUUUGCUUGCUGCUUCUCCAGCUGGCCAGGCCAGAGGGGCCACCGGGGCUCCGGGCAAGCAACGUGGAAGAAGGCAUCCAGCUGAUGCAGCCCAAGAAGACUCCUCCAAGCAGAGCCAGGUUCAAGCAGAGCCGAGCCCGCUGGUGGCUGGCCUACACACUCCUCAACAACCCCUCGCUGACUGCUUGCCGGAAAACUGCCCUCUCCAACCCCACAGCCAAUGGCACCCAGCUCAGCCCCCCCAAGCCCUGACCUCCAGAGAAGCCCCCCACCUCUCUCUGCCUCCCACGCACCCUCCCAUCCCAUCCCACCCCUGUCUCCCAUUGACUCUCCUCCUGUGCUGUAAGGAGUUUCAGGCACCUCUCGCCCCUUUCCAGCCUCUGGUCUGUUUCCAGUGGUGACAGGGGCUGGUUUUGAGCUCUACGUCCAUUCUGAGCCACUACCAAGGUCCAGAGGUAAAGAUAAACAGGUCACCUUUAAGCCUGACCUGGAUGGAGGGGGGUUGAUGAGCCAAGCUAAACCUUUCAGGCAUCUCAGAAACUUCUUAGGAGCCACUCCUGCAAUGAGCCCACCAGUUCUCAACUGUUGCCUUGCCGACAUGUGGCAAGGCAGGCACAAGUCCCCAGCACCAGGGCAGUAAGGAAAGAGGGAGAAGGGUGUGUGUGUGCAUGUGUGUGUGUGAAGGGAUCUUCACCCAGACUGAGCAUGAGGAACUACCUGCAUCUCAGCGCGGUUUCCCUGUGGAGAAGGUCCCCACUGCCAACCCCAUCCCCAGCUUCUCCCUUGCAGGUCUGGUCCUGGCUCCCUUUGGACAUUGUACCUAACCCUGGGACUUUUUUCCUCCAAUUUUGUGAAGGCUAAAAUCCCCAUCUGCUCCUGCUCUAGGCUGUGAAGUUGCAGAGCCAUUUGCUUUCUGUCCCCUGUAACAUCCCCACUGAUGCCUCUUGCUCUGCCCGCCCCACCCCCCUUACCCCCCUCCUUGUGUUUAAAGCCAGCAGCUCCCCAGGGCUGGUGACCCUCCAAGUGAGCUGAGCUUGAAUCUAUAGAAAGCAGUUUUAUACCUCACUUGGACAUGCUGAGUCGGGGAAGGUUAAUAAAUCACAUACCUCAUUCCUAUGCUUGGGGUGUGCUUGGUCUCUUGGCCAUUCCCGCAUAAACCAGACCUGGCAGGAGGGACAUGAGGACUAUUGUAGCCAUGUCUCCGGGUGGUGGUUGGGACUGACCUUGUCAGAAGAGGCUUUUGUGGUAGAUCUGCUUGACCUGGGGGUGAUGGGACCAAAUCUGUCAUCUUCCUCACCACCUUUGGGAAAAUUUAGUGCAAAGCCCAUCAGUUUGCUUUCCCAUCAAAAUGUUUGCCCCCUAAACCACAGCUCCCAUGAAGGAGGGGGACUGCAACAGGACAUUUGGUGGCUAAAUCAUGAAAGGCAUGCAUCCAAGGUGUUGCUGGAUCACCCUUUCCCACCAUGUGUCCCUUGAAAGUCCUGCCUUUGUUGGCUGGAAGGGUGCCUGGUGUCAGUUAUCCACUGCAGGCAGCAAGCAGGGCUCUUGGCAAGUUGUUCUGGCGGCUCCUCGCUCUCCAUCUCAAUACCAUCCCAAACACGUCAGCCUUGCUAAAGCAGCUGCCUUUGAGACUGUGCAGCCCACCUUGCACAGAGCAGGGCUGCUGGACCAUCCCUUCUGC
This is a messenger RNA of Falco peregrinus (peregrine falcon), 3664 nucleotides long. It is a transcript of the gene STRA6, whose product is annotated as signaling receptor and transporter of retinol STRA6. Gene Ontology annotation, cellular component: plasma membrane. NCBI's taxonomy places the organism in Eukaryota, Metazoa, Chordata, Aves, Falconiformes, Falconidae. The coding region runs from base 214 to 2235 and encodes 673 amino acids. The transcript has 18 exons. The record is from RefSeq and is a predicted model, not a curated record. Gene Ontology annotation, biological process: vitamin A import into cell. Gene Ontology annotation, molecular function: retinol transmembrane transporter activity; signaling receptor activity.